Symbiodinium sp. CCMP2456 is the source of this 1623-nucleotide messenger RNA. Lineage: Eukaryota; Dinophyceae; Suessiales; Symbiodiniaceae. The record is from the annotation of a GenBank genome assembly.
AUGGUGCUUGAUUACUCCAAGUGGGACAAGCUGGAAACGUCGGAUGACGAACCACCCGUUCAACCGCCACCAGCCAAGGUGGUACAGGCUCCGACGAAAGCUCCCGCGCCGAAGCGGAAACUGCAGCCGUGGGACUACCACCCUGCAAAGUCACUCCACAAGGACUUGUUCGAGCCGGACAACUGGCAACGAUGGAUCCAUCCAUCCCUGCUCAAGGUGAUCUCCGCCUGGCAGAAACAGAAGGAAACGGGUGACACGAGCUUCGCUUGUGUCGAUCUGGAAAGUUUCGAUGGAUUUCGGGUCGAAGCACCGGGAAUCUGCAGCUUCCCAGCGCUCUCCGAUGAGUUUUGCGACAUGCUCCUGGAGGAAGUGCGACACUACCGCGCAAGUGGCCUUCCAUCCCGUGCACCGAACAGCAUGAACAACUAUGGGUUGGUGCUGAAUGAGAUCGGCCUACGUGCCUCGUUCACUUCUGUGUUGAAAGAGGUCCUCCUUCCCAUCGGGGCAAGGCUUUUCGGCAGUGAUGAAGAUCGCGUGCAAUGUGUCGGUGGUGUCGACGUGGAAACUGAAGAUUGGGGUGGCUCCACCCUCGACGACCAUCACAGUUUCAUCGUCCAGUACCGUCCAACUGACGACAAGCACUUGGACAUGCACAUCGAUGAGUGCGAUGUAACGUUCAACUUCGGCGUCACAUCACAUGAAAACUUCGAGGGUAAUGAUCUGACUUUCUGCGGAAUGUUUGACUCAGCGAGCCAUCGCAAGCUGCAUCACAGGUACAAGCACGUUCGCGGACGUUGCGUUGUGCAUUCUGGGAAGCGACGUCAUGGUGCCAUGGACAUCGAGAAGGGCGAGAGAGCCUCUCUGAUCAUGUGGACGAAGAGUCGGAGCUUUCGGCGAACAGAGGCGUACCGGGAAAGGAAUCGCAAAGGGCUCACAUAUGGUGAGGCAGACAAUGUUUGCCUCAGCUACACGCAUGAUCCUGACUACAAGAAGCUCAUGCCCAAAAAGUUCCAGUACCACAUGAAGCAGGAAGCGCACAAUGCAGCUGAAAGGAGUGUGAAGACAGAAAAGAGGUGGAUCCGCGUAUGUGCAUCAGAAGACUUGGUGGAAGGUGAAUCGAAGAUGAUCGAGCUGGAGCAAGAGAAUGAGCAGGUGGCCGUCUUCCGACACAGAGGUGAGCUCUUCGCUUUGGACAACCGCUGUGCCCACAUGGGUGGUUCGUUAUGCGAAGGUGAAAUUGAAGACAUCGGCACCACUGGCCUAGGUGCCAGCGACUCCAAAGCUACAGAUGGCAUGGUCAUUUGUCCUAGACACUAUAUGUGUUUCAACCUCCGCACCGGGGCAAAUGUCGAGGGUGAUCCCAUGAGCCAGAAGGUUUAUCCUGUUCGUCUGUCAGCAGAUGGAAAGGAUGUGGAGGUGGAGGUGGAGAUGGAAGUGGUUGUCCCACCUCUUUCUGUCUCAUCACGCCUCCCUGCACUUCUUCAAACGCUGGGCGGCUGGAUUUUCAAAUUUCAGCAGGAACCAAAGUUUGCAGUUGCUGGCUUGGGUUGCUUAACGUUCUUCAUCGUCGCAGGCCUGCACUUACGCAGCACGUUUCGAGACGCGAAGACCAACCUGAGAUAA